Lineus longissimus is the source of this 3366-nucleotide messenger RNA. RefSeq lists its product as uncharacterized. Bases 357 to 2939 code for a protein of 860 amino acids. Gene Ontology annotation, cellular component: endoplasmic reticulum. The record is from RefSeq and is a predicted model, not a curated record. NCBI's taxonomy places the organism in Eukaryota, Metazoa, Nemertea, Pilidiophora, Heteronemertea, Lineidae. Gene Ontology annotation, molecular function: calcium ion binding. Gene Ontology annotation, biological process: calcium-ion regulated exocytosis. The transcript is spliced from 17 exons.
UAUAAGCAUUUUUUGGAAUGGCGCGUUGCAAAUCCGUAAAUUUACCUUAGCAUUAGAGUAUAAGAUCCUCACUAAUUUUGAACCGCUCGUCCACGUCGCUGAAUUGCCUGAUUACUAUUGUCAGAAAGUUUUUAUUGUAAUAUCCGCUUCUCUUUGUAACAAAUGACAGUUUGGCCUUGAUUUGCCCUGAUUACGUAAUCAGUGCCAACAAGUGUUGUUGCAGGGGGGUUAUAACCCAUGAUAGGCUUGGCUAAACCCAAAAACGAGUAGAACUGCCUUGGCCGUGACAUAGGCCUACAGAGACGCUAGGCCUGUAUUAGACUAUUACAAACUGGAGUAAGCUCCUGACGAGGUGUAUGAUCCGAUUUGGUCACAUUUUAAGUAUCAUAUCAGCCAUGGAGCGUGUAGACCGGGUCGUCGACUCACUCAAGGCCAAUCUAGCUCUGCAGGGCACUGAGAAACAGGAAUGCGAGCAGGAAUUCGACAACUUAUCACGGGAGAAUGAUUACAUUACACUUGAGCAGUUUGAAACCAACGCCAAGGCUGAUAUCGACAAGUCGAUGCCAAACGCAACAAAAGAAGAUAAAUCAGCUGCCCUUGCUAGAAGAAUGCACCAGGUUGAAAUGGCUGAUCGAGACUGGGAUGGUACCAUAACGAAGACAGAGUUCAUGAACAGUCGUAUAUACUCGAAGCUGCAGACCACCAUGGUGCAGGAGGUGGAUGGGGAGGAGAUGCCCAUGGAGAAGUUCCUUGGUUGGUUGAAGAAGUGGUGUGUCCUCACUCCAGAUGCGAGCGCCGUGCUGAAGAGCGUCCUCGAUGGAGAUGGAGAGGCCAACAUACAAGAUUUGGUGGAUGGUCUGUUUGAACUUGCCUUCCCUUGCCCCGAAGUCAUGGUUCAGAGAGUCGUCGACGCCGUAAGAAAGAGUUUCACCUUGUCGGACCAGGCAAAGCAAGAACAAAAUGGCGAAUUCGAAAAAAUCUGCGGCACUAGGAAUUUCAUUACGAAGGACCAGUACAGAGCUGCCACACGGGAAUACGUCAAGAGGACAGUCCCAGACAAGAACGUACGAAAACUGAUCCGCCAUGACGUCAAGGUGCAGCGGAGGAAAAACAACAUAAUGAAACUUGAUGAAAGCCAAGCCAACACAGGAAAGAUUACCAAGACCGACUUUCUGAAUGGCCGGAGUUACGUGCAUCUGCUGUCGUCCCUGGCCUCUUACAACGCUGACGGCGACGCCGUGAUGGACCGUCCCGAGUUCGUAGCCUGGCUCGUUGACAGGUGCGGCAUUCACGACGAGGCGUACGCCGACGCCGUCAUCCAGCAGUUCGCAGGGGACGCUGAGUUACAAAUAAAAGUUCUACUUGAUUGUCUGUUCGAACGUGCCUUCCCAACAGAAGAGGCUAGAGUGAGGCGUGUUGUCGAGUGUAUACAGAAAGCAUUCAAACUGACCUCUGAAGAAAGGCAAAUUGAAGAAAAGGAUUUCGAAGAUUUCUGCGGCAAAGGCACCGAGUUUAUCACGAUGGAACGGUACAGGGAGAUUGCUAAAGCCGAGUUGAACAAGAAGUUUCCUGGCAAGAACAUGAAGAAAGCAUUGGAUGCAAAGGUUAAGAAGAUGGAGGAAAAGGACAGAAAUCAGGACGGAAAUAUCACCAAGACGGAAUUUCUGAUCCACCGGAUCUUCUGGCGAUUCGAGAACGCAUUUGAGCACAGUUACGAAGAUGAAAUCGAGGAGGCCGACUUCGCGGCAUGGUUGAGGAAAACGUUUACUUCGUUGUACAGCAAAGCUACUGGGGAGAGAGAGUCGAUGCUUGAUGCUUCAGCUAUCUUCGAGGUCGUGCUCCCAGGAGGAGAAUUGCAGGUUCUUCUUGAUGGUCUAUUCGACCGUGCGUUCCCUCCAUCUAACGUCAGGGUCAAGAGAGUCAUCGAGGCCAUCAGGACAACCUUCGGCCUGGAACUUGAAGAAGCAGACAAACUCAUGGACGAGUUUGAUAAACUUAACGACGAAGAAGACUUUCUUCCAAUGGAUGUGUACCUGCCACUAGUGGAAAAGGCUUUCCAGGAGAAGUUUAAGGACACGAAGAUACCGAAACAUGUAAUCGAUCGCCUGCUCAAGAAGAGAAUAGACAAUGUCAAGAAGAAAGAUCUGAACGCAGACGGUAAGAUCACAAGAGAGGAGUUCCUCAAUGGAGAGAUCUUCUUGGCCCUGGAGACUAGCCUCAACUGUUACGAUGCUGACGGCGACCUGAUCAUGGAAAAGCCUGAGUUUAUCUCUUGGCUGGCUGAGAGGUGCCAGUUGUAUGAUGAGGCCUACACGGACGCGGUCAUGCAAGAAUUCCUGCCUGAUGGGGCCUUAACACUAAAAGUUGAAGAAUUGACGGACGGUCUGUUUGAUAGGGCGUUUCCCUCGGCUGAUUUCAUUGUGGACGAGAUGGUGAAAGGUGUUCAUGAAUUAUGCCAACUGACUAGCGAAGAGAAUGAGGAAGCCACUAACGAAUUCAAUGAAAUAUCUGGUGGAAACACGUUCUUCACCAUGGAACAGUUCAAGGACAAAACGGAGAAACUUGUUGAAGGACGAUAUGGAAAAGGGGCUAGUUCUCGUAAGGACCGCAUCAGGGGGCUGAAACACCAAAUAAUUCAAGAGAAUGGCCUCAAUAAUGAUGGAAAGAUCUCGCGUGACGAAUACGUGGCUACUGAAAGAUAUAUCAAACUGGACGAGAGUCUGCGAGAGUAUGGUGAAAAACUGGAUGACCUCGCUGAUGACGUCAUGGAUUUGGAGGAAUUUGAAAGGUGGCUUGCCGAGCGCUGUCAAAUCACAGAUGAUGUCAAGACGUACGCUAUUCUAGCCACUCAGGAAUUCUUACCCGACGAGGAGGACCAGUUACACCUGGGAGUUCUGGCUAAAGGUCUCUUCAAGCGUGCGUACCCCUCGGCAGCCUAGAACAGCCCAUCUAGACACAGUGAAAGCUAUCACGGACUGAGAUAAUAAAGACACUUAUAACACUAAAGACAAUAAUAGAAUCUUUAUUUUACUGGCCGCGAUGGAGGUAUUAAUAUGACUUAAUAUCUCUCGUCCCCUGUCAACAAUCAGGCCAAUCAUCACCACAGAAAGACGCACGUGGAUUAAAGGAAGCACAUAUAGAUGAAAGCGUAAAAAAUUAUCAGUAUCGACUUUAUAGCACAUUGGAGGCGAAUAAUAUUGAAUACGACUCAAAUUUUAAAUUAUAUUGCGGGAUUAACGAGUCGUUGAGUUGCCUAGUACGUCUUUUAACGACGCCCGCCGGUCCUUCUGCGGUGGCCCUUGAUAGUGGUACCAUCGGUUGUAGACAUUGUAUGUCUUAUAAUGCAAAAUGUAAUAACGAUUCUAA